UGUCGCGAAUGUGUGAUGUAUGGUGGCGCUGCGAGCACUAGCGCUAUAUAGCUAUAGGUAUAUAUAUAGCAUAAUAGCUGCAGCAAUAUGGCCGCUCAUUAUUGACUCGCCAAUUUGGAGGGAAACUCGCUGCAGUAAAUACACGUUUUUUCGAGAUUUCUACAGACUUUACUUGCCAAUUUGGAGGAAAACUCGCUGGAGUAGAUACACGUUUUUUCGAGAGACAAUGCCAUAACUUGGAAGAUCAUCGCACGUGUAUUGUAUACAUGCUAUAUGCAGAUACGCAGUCUUAGUGGCCAUCAGUAUCUAUACAUUCCAACAGGCUAUUAGAAAAACUUUCGCUUUGUGAUGCUGCAUGAAGAUUGUAUGAUCUAGAGGUGAUCUGGAGAGGUAAUCAGCAAACAGCAGGUGUAUAUCAAGGCUUCAGUUUUCAACGUCCAAAGUUCAUUUGUCUGAUCUGGAGAGGUUAUCGUUGUGCAGCAAAUAUCAACAGGUGCUUCAUCAAGGCCUUAGUUUUUGACAUCCAAGUGUAUCAAACAGCAAUUAUUCGGCUAAAAUGCCAAGAAAACGAAAAGGAGUAAUGCCUCAAAGUGAAAAACAAUUAGUACCAUUAGCAAAGCAACAAGCAGCACUCGAUAUUGAUGAUGUUAUUGCUUCAUGCUCUACGUCAGAAAAUAAAGCAACUAUAAGCGAAUUGCCCUCUAUAACAGAUGAAUCCUCCGCAGAGUAUGAUGCCGACUGCUCUAUGGAAAAAUCAGCCAGUAGUUUUGAUGAACAUUUUUUAAAUUUUAAUUAUAAUAUAAGUACAGAAAAUGAAAUCGAUGAAAACGCUGUUGAAAUUGCAAAUGUUGCAGAACAUUGUUUCAGUUUCGGCAAUGAAAAGGUAGACUGCAUUCAAAAUGAAAAUAAUUAUGAGAUAGAUGAUAGUUAUGAUGAUACAUAUAGAUAUAGCGAUAGUGAUGCCGAUAGUAUUCCUGACAAUGAUGACUUAGAAUAUUUACUAGAUAGUUUUCCUGCUACAAAAAAUACAAAUUUUAUAAAUGCCAUUUCGAAUUGGGCAAAAGAAUUUGCUAUACACCAUGAUGCUCUAAAAAAUUUACAGUCUAUACUAAACAAAUUUACUGAUACUGUUUUUCCUAAAGAUCCUCGCACUUUAUUGCAAACACCACAAUCAACAGAUGUUAAAAGUAUGGACAGUGGUGAAUAUUGUCAUGUGGGAUUAAAAUAUGCAGUCAAGAAAAUUGUGCAAAAUCGGAUUGAGAUAGGUCAUGUGUUUGAUACACUGAAUCUAUUUAUUAAUAUUGAUGGUGCGCCAAUAACAGGAAAGUCAUCAUCAAAAAGUAUAUGGCCCAUUUUGUGCAAAGACUACGAUUUCCCAGGGGUGUAUGUCAUUGGCAUGUACUACGGUAAACAAAAACCCGAAAACGCAAAUAACUUUCUCCAGCUUUUUACUUCGGAUGCAACAGAACUAAUCAAUGAUGCGUACGAAUACAAAGAAAAAAUAUAUUAUGUAAAGAUCGAUGGAUUUAUCUGCGAUUCCCCGGCUAAAGCUUUUAUUUUAAACACAAAAUAUCCCAGUGGUUAUGACAGCUGUACAAAAUGUAUUGUAGAAGGUGAUUACUAUAAUGCUGUUUGUUUUCCAUCAGAUAAUGUAAAUCAGUUAAAAGAAUACUGCCAUGUAUUAUUAAGAACAGAUGAGGGCUUUAGGAACCUGGAGUAUUUAGAAAUAUAUCAAAAAGGAUUGACGGUUUUGAAUAAUUUGCCAGGUGUAGGGUUAGUGUCAAAUGUACCAUUAGACGCGAUGCACCUUGUAUAUUUGGGUGCAAUGAGACAAUUGAUCAGGCAUUGGAUUGGAGAUAAGGGACGACAUAAUAAAACGUAUAAACUGUCACAAGCACAGAUUAAUACAAUUUCUGAAAGACUAGUUAAUCUAAGCUAUGUACUACCUACAGAUUUUAAUCGACGUUGUCGAUCUUUAGUAUAUUGGAAAAUAUGAAAAGCAACAGAGUUUCGUCAUUUUCUGUUAUAUUUCGGAGCAGCAAUUUUAAAAGACGUUUUAAAAAAAAAUGUAUACAAUAAUUUUUUAUUAUUGCACACAAGUAUUUCGAUACUUUCAAACAAGAAAUUAUGCCAAGAAGAUGUAAAUAUUAGGUAUGCUGAAGAUUUGUUGAUCCAAUUCAGUAAUAGUUUUCAAAAAAUUUAUGGUUACGAAAGUGUCACAUUUAAUAUACACAAUUUAUUGCAUUUAGCAAAAGAUGUUAAAAAAUAUGGUGAUUUACAAUCAUUCAGCGCCUUCCCUUUUGAAAACUAUAUGUGCUCAUUGAAAAAAUUUAUAAGAAAGGGAGAAAAACCCUUACCGCAAAUUAUGAGAAGACUAACAGAAUAUGAUUCUAUUAUGGACAUUAAAAAUCAAAACAAUGCAGCAAAACGUCAGACUCAUGUCAAAAAAAUACAUUACAGUGGAUUAGUUACUAAUAAUCGGGAUUUCGAAUGUCAAUAUAACAAGUUUUCGUUUGAUUCAUGCGUAAUAAAUGUCGAUGAUAUUAGAAAUAAUUGCGUGAUGCUCACUGACGGCACUAUUGUCAAUGUUGUAAAUAUUUGUAAAAGAAAUGAUAUUUUAUAUUUUAUAGGCAAACGUUGCGUCAAAAGACAAGAUUUGUUUACUUUUUCUGACUUCCGAAGUAACGUUUUAGGCAUUAAUAUUGUUACAGAAUCGGAUGUACUGGAAGAAUGGCGUUCAGAUAUGAUUCAAGCAAAAAUGUUUAAAAUUCCAUCUGCAACAAAUUUUAUAACAUACCCAAUUUUGCAUUCUUUCGUAUAAUUUAAAAACUUUUGUUAGUUAAUCCUGAUUGAAUAUGUAUAAAUAUUUUGAUUUGAUAUGUAAUGCACUCCAAAUCAUCUAGUAUAUGAAAUAAAACUGUAUUAUUCCAAAAUAAUUAAUUUUUUGAAGAUCAUAUAUUCAUAAUUAUUUAGCAAGGAAAAAGCUUUUCGUUAAAUAUAAUAAUAAAAAAUUCUGAUCGCAUAUGAAAUUUGACUGCAUAAGAAAUAUUGGUUUAUUGUUUCGAUAAUAUUUUUAAAAUAUCUGCAAUAUUUCUGUAAAUUAUCAUAUAGCAUGAAUGUAUUACAAAUAUUGUACAAUUAUAUCAAAUGCAUUAUUUACAAGAGUAGAUUAACAACUGCGCUGGUUGCGCUCUCUUAUCCAGACGAGCGAAUAACAGAGCGUCUACCUUGGCUCUACAAAAUUCGGUCAUGAUUUUUUUAUGGGUGGUAUCGUAAAAAAUAAAAAAUUGUAAUAAAUCACGUUGUUCUUCUUAAACACAGUUCGUAUAUAUUUAACGUUCGAUUGCAACAAUUAAUUGCAACGUGCCUUGUCAAAUUUCCGGAGUAUACGUGUUAUAUAAAAAGCAGGAUGUUGAUGCUAUAUAACGAAUUUGAAUUCGAAGCCGAUUUUACUUACUUUUGCAUUUUAAAUGCACUGUUUUUUCUAAAUAUUUUCAUUAGCCAUCUAAUAUAAUAAAUUUUGAAGCGAUUGUAAGGAAAAUAUACAUCGUUGAAAAGAUAUUGCUAAUAAUAUUUCACACGACUCAUAAAAACGUACAAAUACUUUAUAUUCCAAUACUCUAACUAUUUGAUAAUUUUAAUUUGUGAUGCGUUAAAUAUGUUAUGGAAUCGAACAAUUUUUUUUAUCUCUACUUCUCUAUUCUGCAUGUCACUGAAAGCAUUGCAAUAAUAAUACAAUUUUAUGUUUAAAAAUAAACAUGUUCGAAGUUGCUGUUGAAGCUCCUUAGAAUCAAAUGACAUCAUGGACACGCGCGCGCGCGUGUGUGUGAAUGCACGUGGGUUUGCGUGCGUGGAUGUAUGCUUGUUUACCUAUACUGCAAUAUUUUCAGAACUAUUGGUCCAAUUGUAAUAGCAAAUAAGUUAUUUUUUUUAAUUUCUUUGUCCCUAAUCGGAACUGGUAAUCUUUUCCCAAUUUGAUUGAUACGCUUCUGGUUUUAAGAACAUAUAUUAUUAAUUAUUUUUUUACUAGUAAAAAAUACGUAACAAUAAUUUUA
Messenger RNA from Nasonia vitripennis (jewel wasp), 4055 nucleotides. Its product is annotated as dynein heavy chain-like protein PF11_0240. The transcript is spliced from 4 exons. Lineage: Eukaryota; Metazoa; Arthropoda; Insecta; Hymenoptera; Pteromalidae. The coding region runs from base 557 to 1996 and encodes 479 amino acids. The record is from RefSeq and is a predicted model, not a curated record.